GUCAUCAACGAGCGACCCGACGCCACAUGGCAGGCUGCUGAAGUUUUGACAUAACUUGCUAAGCAUGGCCAGGCAGUGGUCUGAGGGCCACUCCACAUCCAUCCUGUGUGUUGGAGCGUCUCCAGGCCCCGAGGGUUUCCUCGCCUCAGGCUCUGAGGGUGGAGAGGUCACAGUGUGGAGCCAGGAGGGGACCAUCAUAGGCCAUCUCACUCUCCCCGGCAAAGACGACAACACAAGUGUUGUGUUUUCACCUUCUGCUCCGGGCCAGCUGUAUGUGUCACACGGAGAAGCGGUGAGUGUACUCGACCCCCGAAACCUGAAGAGUCCCGUGGAGGAGUUUCAGGGUGCAGGGGAGGAGGAGAUCAAUGCGUUGGCGCUAAAUGAGACAGGAACAGCCCUGGCAGUGGCAGAUGACAGCGGGGCGGUGCGGGUACUGGAGCUUCCUGGGGGAAAAGUGUGCAGGACUCUUCGUAGACACACGAACAUCUGCUCCUCGGUGGCGUUUCGGCCUCACAGGCCCAAUAACUUGGUGUCUGCUGGCCUCGACAUGCAGGUGAUGCUGUGGGGUCUGCAGAAGACACGCCCUCUUUGGACUGUCAACCUCCAAGAUGUAGCAGAGGAAGAGGACGACCAUCAGCAGCGUCCCGGUCAGCUUUUCAACCCGCCACUGAUCCACUGCGUCUCUGUGGCAAGCUGUGGGAACAUUUUGGGUUGUGCAGCAGAGGACGGGCGGGUGCAUGUGAUGCGGAUCGGCAGUGGCUCCAAACUGGAACAGCAGGGAGUGGUCAAGGCCCACAGUCAGGGCGCCUCACAAGCCCACUUUGUUAGUUUCCUCUCCCACCCUCACUGGCUCAUCACUGGGGGGAACGACGGCCAGGUCGCUCUGUGGGAUCUCAGUAAGCACCCAGUGGUGACUCCUGAGGCAAAGAGCAAAACUGGAGUGACAGCAGCCCCGCGCAGGAAGGUUAAGAGCAAGGCGAGGCGGAAAGAACAACCACAGGAUAAAGCAAAGAUGACACCGAAGGCUGAAGCAGAGAAAGAAGUGGAGGUGGAGGAUGAGGUGGCAGAAAGUGCAGAGAACGUGACGGAGGACAAGUCUGGACCCAAACUGAGCAUCAGUCACGGGGACAAGGUGAACUGGUUGUGUCCUGCUGUGCUGAAAGGAGAACCCAGUGUGGUGGUGUCAGAUCAGAGCUCCAGUAUGACAGUCUACCCUUUGUCUCCGAUAUAGAUUCACACACUGAACAUGUUCUUUAAUUUUUUUUUGGUCUUGUCAUCGCAGCACUGCAACUAACGAUUACUUUCAUUAUCGAUUAGUCUACUGAUUAUUUUCACGGUUACUUGUUCAUCAAUAAGAUGUCCCAAAAAUGGGAAGAAUGCAUAUCACAAUUUCCCAGAGCCCAAAGUGACGUCUUCACAUUGUUUCUUUUGUCCGACCAGUAGUCCAAAAAUCAAAGACUCUUCAUUUACGAUCAUAAAUGACAAAGAAAAGCAGCAAAUUUUCACAUUUAAGAGGCUGGAAUCAGUAAAUAUUUGACAUUUCGCUUAAAUAAAAUUACCUUGUUAAAUUUGGUCAGAGUAUUCACUCCUGUGAUAGAUGGUUAGAAUUGGCAGCUUCAUUAUUUGGACUUCUUUUGACGGUAGGAUUUUGCUCUUUUAAUAAAUUCCAGAAAGCACUGAACAGUGGAAGCGAGAUCACAGAAAUAUGUGUUACUAUUUUUCAACAAAGCAAAUGUGUAAUUGUUUUUCGGGUCUCAUAAAACUCCAGAUUUACACAUUGAAUAUGGUUCAUUUGGGUAUUUUGUGCAUGUGUGGUCCUAUAAAAAAGGCCAUCCUUUGAAAAUAUGUUGCAGUAUGUGCAUUUUUUCGGACAAUAAAAACUACCACAUUACAGACUGAGGAAAGCUUCAUGUUAAACUGAGUCUGCUGCGCUUUGGAAAAGUAAAAACACAUCUCAGUGGAAACCAGGAGCCAAAGAGAGAGAAGACAGACAUUUGAAAACAGUGCUGUGACACAGAUUACACGACAACACUUCUGACUGGUUUGGGUUUUGUGGUGAGCUUGUUCUCGGAGACAUGGUGCCAUUUUAAAAAAUGUGAUCUGGCACUCAGCUACCCUCCAUGUCACGGUGUGAUGUACAAUUAAGAUUUCUCUCUGUAUGUGUUGAUUAAAUCAUGUUUGCUGCUCAUUAAUCAUAACAGGCUGAAAUCAGGUAAGAAAAUGUGCUGUUCCUAUUAAAGUGGACGUCAUCAGCA
Epinephelus lanceolatus (giant grouper) is the source of this 2255-nucleotide messenger RNA. It is a transcript of the gene wdr53, whose product is annotated as WD repeat domain 53. Gene Ontology annotation, molecular function: protein binding. The record is from RefSeq and is a predicted model, not a curated record. Lineage: Eukaryota; Metazoa; Chordata; Actinopteri; Perciformes; Serranidae.